Messenger RNA from Saccostrea echinata, 2011 nucleotides. Its product is annotated as dopamine receptor 2-like. The record is from RefSeq and is a predicted model, not a curated record. Gene Ontology annotation, biological process: adenylate cyclase-activating adrenergic receptor signaling pathway. The transcript has 2 exons. Gene Ontology annotation, cellular component: membrane. Lineage: Eukaryota; Metazoa; Mollusca; Bivalvia; Ostreida; Ostreidae. Bases 576 to 1964 code for a protein of 462 amino acids. Gene Ontology annotation, molecular function: G protein-coupled receptor activity.
AACUCGCUGGAUUUUUUCUGUAUUUUCAGAGAGACGGGAAAAUUCUGAUAAAACUGUGAUCUGGACAGAAGCACGUGCAGCACUGAAAAGAUAAUUCGGGAAUUGUGAAGGUCUGAAACAUACACAGAGGCUUUGUUUCCUUACCAUCAUAAUUCACAUCACGCAGACCCCUGUAAAGAGGACUUCAUCACCACAUCUGAAGAAGACACUCCGAGACAAACACCUUUUUGGUAACGAUACCUGGAUUGUGUUCAUACGGAGAUAACAUUCCUGUGAUUAGCAUUCCGGUGAACAAUAUUGAAUUCAAGGAGUAUCGGAAUAUUCAAAAUAUGGUUUUGUGCUCAAAGAAAUAUCUGUUUUAAUGAACCAUUGUAGGAAGUCUUUAAAUGUAAAUUGAAAUCAUUCUAAAGAAUGAAGCUUGACGCGGCGUUUUCACGCUGAUAUUGUGUGUUGUUUUACCUGUUUUAGACUCUUGCUGUGAUGCAUUUCUAAGCAUCGAUUCUUUGGAAACGCUGCGUGGGCAACCCUUCUGUUCUUAAGCAGCUCGCGGGAGCCAAAGUUCACAAAACGUAUUAAUGUCGUAUUCAGACACCAAAAAGAGCACAUUUGAAUUUUUACAGUUGACCACGACACAAAGUGAAAACAUAUCGGAUGCACAUGCGGUGUUUCUUAGCAAUGCGUCAAAAGACUUGUAUAUAAAUUUUACAUCAAAUGUCACCAUGGCACAAACGAUGAACGAGAGCACAUAUUCCCCCGGUGAAGCGGCAGUUGGUGUAGUGCUUGCAAUGUUCUCUUUUAUAACCAUUGCUGGAAACAUUUUAGUCAUUGUUGCUGUGACAAAAGAGCUUUAUCUACGAACAGUUACGAACUACUUUAUCGUCUCUUUAGCGGUGGCGGAUCUUAUGGUUGGAAGCAUUGUGAUGCCUUUUGCGAUAACAUUGGAAAUGACUGGACAAGUUUGGUUGUUUGGCCCUGAGUGGUGCGAUAUGUGGCAUUCUUUUGAUGUUCUUGCAAGUACAGCGUCCAUACUCAACCUAUGUGGGAUAUCGUUAGACAGAUACUGGGCCAUCAGUGACCCUAUCAAGUAUACCUCCAGAAUGACAGUUUGUCGGACAUGGCUUUCUAUAGCUCUGGUCUGGUUAUUAUCGGCAGGUAUUUCUUUUCCCGCCAUUGCCUGGUGGAAAGCCGUCACUCCGGACUUACCCGCAGAAAAUGAGUGUAUAUUUACUUCCGACAGUGCCUACUUAAUCAUUUCAUCACUUGUCUCGUUUUAUUGUCCAUCCAUUAUUAUGAUGGUUGUUUACUGGAGAAUUUAUAUGGCUGCAACAGCACAAAUUCGAAGUUUAAAAGUUGGUCAAAAGACAUUAACUUCUAAUGGCGCCAGGGGGAACCGGGAAGUGAUGACGUUACGGAUACAUCGAGGCGGAGGCGGAACAACUAUGUCUCGUCAGUCGUCGGACGAGUACGCACAGUCCUUUGAAAAGUGUCUCAGUGAUUGUGAAAGACAGACCUUAGUGACAAACGGCAAAAGGAAUUCUGAUUCCGCUUCCCACCGACCGGCCAGAUGUAUAACCAAGCGCAUCCGUCAGUUUGCCAUUAGCAAAAAAUUGACAAAGGUGGCCCGUGAACAAAAAGCGGCCAAAACUCUGGGAAUUGUUGUAGGAGUGUUUAUUUUGUGCUGGGUACCAUUCUUUGUGUUCAAUAUUUUGGAGGGAAUAUGUCAUGAUACAUGUUUGACACAUAAAGACAUUUUGUUUCCAUUAUUCACAUGGCUGGGGUAUAUUAAUUCAGGCAUGAAUCCUAUUAUAUAUGCAUUAUCAAUGAAAGAUUUCCGUAGAGCUUUCGGAAAAAUCAUAUUUUGUUUUUGUCCUAAGACCAAAUUCCAAUAUCAUAAUACAUACCAAUCAAAAAAAUGUUCUUCCACGUCCAGCUUUGUGGUGGUCACUCAGACAGAACGAGGCUGACCUCUGAACUCUCUGUGUGAUGUCAUUGUAGAUUCUGAUGGAAUAAA